Molecule: messenger RNA, 1226 nt
Organism: Emericellopsis atlantica
Lineage: Eukaryota; Fungi; Ascomycota; Sordariomycetes; Hypocreales; Bionectriaceae
Exons: 1
Coding region: 67-747 (226 amino acids)
Source: RefSeq, a predicted model, not a curated record
GCCAGCAGCCCCUGCCUUCGACAGUGCAGCAUUCCCCUCGGCCAAGGGAACCGGGCGCACGGGUAGAUGCGCAAUCUCUCUGCCCAAGGCCCGGUGAUGUGGUUGCUGGGCCGAGUGUCGGCGGGAUCCAAUGAAAGUGGCAUGGUCUGUUCCAUCCAAGGGGAGUUGAGGUUUGUCGUGACUCGUGCGUAUGGAUACCAACACCAGGCCGCAGGUGGCCCCAGCACCGGGAAUUGCGGCAUACCGAUGGGGUGUGUGCAUGGAUGUGGGGCCCGCACCCGUCUGCGCACUUCUGGGGCGCACAGUGCCCCACGGCUGGCCGCAAGGCAGUACUUGAUUGCAGGGGCGCGCCUACCAUCCCGAGGCGGCCUUUCAACUUCGGCUUGCACGCAUAGACACACCACACACCAUCAUCAUACUGGCGGCUUGCAACGGAGGCACGCCCACGUCGACGCGCGUAGGCAGUCGAAUAACGUUCCGGCCGCCUCCGUGACAAAUUCGGAGAACUCGUGCGACUACGUUCCUCCACAAGCAACACAAAGAAAACGGGCCAUCUGGCCUGUGGGCUUGCCGGGUCCAGGGGUUGUGAAAUUCCUUACACUUGGUCGAUUCACCAGGAUUGCACUGCUCGUCCGUCGUCAGAGAGAGGGGAACGCGUCGCCCGGGUUAAGCCGUCGUCCUGGUGUAUAUCCACGAUCGUCGCUUCUCUACUGGCACGCUUUCAAUCAUUCGAACGGAGGCAUCUGAGAAGCACUUUUGAGUAGGAGGGAGUCCGCCACCUCGUUGUGUUAGCAUGCCAACACGCUCCGUCUGCCCUGCCCUGGAUCGGGCGCACUCCAUCGCUCUGACUGUCAUCGCGCCCGACCCCAACCGCAAGGCAUACUCCAUGUUCCUUCAGCUUCCGUGGUGUUUGGUAUCCUGGCGCGAAGUUCUCGGCUACCCCGACGUGCUCAGGAAAGCUGCAGGGUGGCUGCAAGGGUUACGUGGCCCUGGGCUCCGAGUGUGCAACUGAAGCUGCUGGCACCUCCAGUGUGGUCGAGAUCUUAUGAAAAGUAGCAAGCCUUCCCCAUUGGCUAGGCAUGGCUGCCCAGUCAUGCCCAGUGGUCCCAUGCGUCCAAGCUGAGUGAGCACACUGAGCCAGUUGCCACGACGCACGCGCUGGCUCGGAUCGUCAAAAGGAACGGGGAAAGAGUUGCGCAUGAGAGCUCGAGUGCCGCCCGACAAUC